Molecule: messenger RNA, 2282 nt
Organism: Zootoca vivipara (common lizard)
Lineage: Eukaryota; Metazoa; Chordata; Lepidosauria; Squamata; Lacertidae
Gene: CYB561
Product: cytochrome b561
Cellular component (GO): lysosomal membrane
Molecular function (GO): oxidoreductase activity
Source: RefSeq, a predicted model, not a curated record
GGGCUUCCGUCUGCCCACACAGGACCCCAAGAGCUUGGAGGUCUGGCUCGCCCCCCUCCCGGCCCUUCUUUGUCCCUCCGCCCCCCACCUUGAAUCCCCUUGCCCCCCCCUCCUGAUCCCUUUCGAGACAGAGGCUUUUGCAAGGAGGCGCCCUCGGCCAGGCGGGUCCUGCCCCCCCUCCCAGAAGGAGCAGAGGGCCCUUCAAAGGCUGCCCCCCCCGACUUGCCCCUCUUUGGAAGCAAGGGGCACUGCAUUGCAGGGGGUUGGACUAGAUGACCCUGGGGUCCCCUCCAUACCCUGCCAUUCUUGGGUCCUAUGGGCAUCGCAGGAAGCCAGGGGCCCAAACCGGCCCCCUCCCGGGGCUGCGCGUUUCUCUCCGUCCUUCUGUGGCUUCCUGCCUUGGCGAGAACAGGAAAGCCCCGAGCUCUGCUGAGCACAGCAUGGAGGAUUCUCCGGCCAGGAGCUCCAGUCCAUCUGGCCUCACCUACGCCGUGGCUGCUUCACAGGUGGUGGGUUUGGCCGUGAUCACCCUGACGGGGACCUGGAUGGGCCAAUACCGGGGCGGCAUUGCCUGGGAUGGAUCCAAGCUGCAGUUCAAUGCCCACCCUCUCUGCAUGGUCAUUGGGAUGGUCUUCCUACAAGGAGACGCCAUCCUGGUAUAUCGGGUCUUCCGGCACGAGACCAAGCGCUCCACCAAGAUCCUGCACGGGCUGCUCCAUGCCCUGGCGCUGGUCAUUGCACUGGUUGGUCUGAUAGCCGUGUUCCAAUUCCACAAGAAGCAGAGCAUCCCGGACAUGUACAGCCUGCACAGCUGGUGUGGCAUCCUGGCCUUUGGCUUCUACUUUGUGCAGUGGCUGCUGGGCUGGAGCUUCUUCCUCUUCCCCGGAGCCUCCUUUUCACUCCGCAGCAGAUACAAACCACAGCAUGUCUUCUUUGGGGCUGCCCUCCUCAUCCUUUCCGUUGCCACCGCCCUGCUGGGGAUCCUAGAGGUGCUGCUCUUCAACAUCAAGGAGACCUACAGCUCCUUUGCCCCAGAGGGAGUCCUUGCCAACACCUUGGGCCUCCUGCUGGUGGCUUUUGGGGCCAUUGUGGGCUACAUCUUGACACGGGAGGAGUGGCAAAGGCCCCCCUUGGCUGAGGAGAUGGCCCUGUCCAUGGAUUUCAAGACCCUCACGGAAGAGGGCAGCCCAACAAGCCCCCAAUGACAGCCGCCAUCGCCACCUGCCUGUGUCUCCAUGUGGUGUCUCUUGCUUGUCGUGCAACAUGGUGGCUGCCACCUUUCCUGCUGGGCCACGUGUCAGCAAGCCCUCUCCAUAGGACUCUUUGCCAUCCCUUUUCCUUCAUUGGCCAUUGCAAGGGCCUCAUUCUGCACAGGGGUCUCCUGUGAGCUGGGGUGUUGUGCCACUUUCCCUGUGCAGAGGGGAUUUAACUCUGGAAGUGGCUCCUCUCUUCCUGCUCAGUGUUCAUUAAUGGCAGCAGGACAAGGAGUCCCCUGGGGCCAUUCCCAGAAGGGGGGCUGACAGCACUCACAAAAAGGGUUCAGGGGUGUUGGGAGGGCAGCUGCAGAUUCUGUGCAGCUGGAGGCUGUGACUUCUUGCAGAGCUGCAUCAGUAAAAAACAAAAUUCUGAAGGCUUUAGACAUAAGCACCUUCCUUCAAUUAAUUGUCCAAUAGAUUUAAGCAAGCCUGAAUAUUUGUAGAGGUUCUCCUGUUUACACAGUGAUUAUCAGACAUAACAACUGGGAGGCUGAGGCAAGAAUGUUGCUUGUGCAAUUUUGUCUCCUCUUUCUCUACCAGCAGAUAUUUGGUUGAAAUUUUUGUUUUUUCCAACUCCAGAAAGCCCUAAAGUCGACAGUCUCUCAUUCAUCCUGUUUUCUGGGGUUUGGAUGCAGGCAUUUCCUCUGACGCAAACUGCUGUGGGAGAUCUCUGGGGGACCUGGAUGUUUAAACUCUCCUAAUGGCUCAACUAUAUAAAAAAGAUUAUACAAACUGCAGGUUUGCAAAAUCUUUGUAAGAAAAAGGUGGGGCAUUAUCUUAUGGAAGUAUUUGAAUUGAAUGCAUCAGGUGUAAUAGUGGGGUUGUGUACGGUAAGAAUUACUUAGCUAAGGAUGAGGACCACUAUGAACACUCAAUAGGCACUAUGACAAUACUGAUCUUAAGUGUGAAAUUAUUUAUUUUCCUGGGGACUCCUUGCCUUAAUACAAAUAUACUCUCUUGUGUACUGACCAGUAUAUAUUGUGUUUGGUGGGUGAGAUGGACUUCAAUAAAUAUUUGCAGCAAGUU